Molecule: messenger RNA, 887 nt
Organism: Drosophila kikkawai
Lineage: Eukaryota; Metazoa; Arthropoda; Insecta; Diptera; Drosophilidae
Source: RefSeq, a predicted model, not a curated record
CCCGUAGGCAUUAAUUGAACAAUUCGGUGGCAGCAGGCCGGCUAUCUGGCGUCAGACACAAUUGGCCGAGCACACGCACAUGGUCAGUGAAUGGAUAUCGCAGAGCGUUGGGACUGCGACUGGAAGCGGGAGCAACGAUUGGUUGUGUUGUUGUGGCAACCGGCCGUUCGAUUGUGGCCCAUACAAAUUGGGAAACUAAUUACACACACCCGCUGGACACUCGGACCCUGUUGACGUUGUAUUCGGGCGCUGCACAAAAUCGAUAUAUGAAGUAGGGAGGAAAAAUGCAUGGCCAACGCCGAGCUGAGUACGUGGUCCGCUGGAGAGAUCAGGAUAUCGUGUAGGACGACAUUACUUGUAAAUGCGGCAAGGUGGCGUCCUGUUUCCGCACUUGCAUGGGACUGAUGCGGACAGUGGGAGGUGUCUCAAGCGACGGACAGGCGCCGGAGGAGGCUAUUUCAACGCAGAACCAUUGCCCGACCUACAGACAGAUUCCCGGUGCCGGCACGGGAACAGGCUCUGCACCGGCCAAGCGAGUGCCCGUAUUGUUCUCUACCAAUCGGGGACUAUAUCUGCGUCUGGCGCCUGGCCAGCCCGGGAAUCAGAUGGAGGUGUUGACAAUUCAGCCUCGUGGACAGAACUACAACAUCAGCUUUUGUGAUCUGGAACGCUGGAGCACCCAUCGGGCUAAUGUGGUCAGCCUGGAAGACACCUUCACAAUCAUGCAGCAGCGGAACAUGUCCCCGGAGUCUCAUAACUAUCAGCCUCGCCUGUGGAAAAACAACGUCAGCUACAGUCUGAUGCACUGAACCCGCAUGAUUCUUCAGAAAAUAUGUAGACCUACAUAGUUACAACUCUUUUUACUUUAAAUAAUCCUUAACAUAGUA